GGUUUGGGGGCACGACCUGCGCGGCAAGGUUCGGCGCUGAUGGCUUCACCAACGAGCUGCGCGGCGACAUCCUGGCUUGGUUCGGCGUGCCGCCCGUGGGGGCGGCGCCUGCUGCGCCCGACGGCGGCGGGGAGGUGCCUGAAAGCUCCCCGCAG
Molecule: messenger RNA, 155 nt
Organism: Prorocentrum cordatum
Lineage: Eukaryota; Dinophyceae; Prorocentrales; Prorocentraceae
Source: the annotation of a GenBank genome assembly